AUGGCGGAGCAGCCGAAAGUCUCUCAACACCAUCGAUUCCCGUGGAUAAUCCAAAUACCAUUAAUCUUCUUCAAGAUUUUCGGACUGGCGACCUUCAACAUCAAAAUCAAGAUGACUGUUGGCCUUCGUGGUUCAAGAUUGACCCCCGUCUUCAUCUAUUCCCGACUUGGAUGCAUCUACAACCUCGUUUUCAUGUCCUUCUUUGUGGGGAUGGAGAUUUUGGGCGCAUCCUACGUCUACCAGAUGGAAUAUCCCCACAAAACCAUACUGACCCAGACCAUCGACCUCAUUCAGUGGUUGUGUGGUCUGAUAGUAGUUCUGACAAGUCUGGUAGUCUUCAUCGCGAAUCAGAAGACCGCCGUCAAAAUCGGCAACCGAUUGUCCAGGGUGGAUCAGACCUUCUUCAGCGUCGACGUGAAGGUGCAACAAAGGUUCCCCCUGAUCAUCUUCAUCUGCCUCUUCGUCUCUAUCUCCUUGUUCUGGAUGCAUCUCUUCAUCAGCGAGAUAAACGCCUUCAAAGUGCCGACGAUCUCGAUAUUCACCUUCACAGGUCCCGGCUUCCUGGCGAAUCUGCUCUUCUUCCAGUACAUUUUAGUGGUGAAGAUGAUCAGCAACAGGUUCGAUAUCCUCAACCGAGCCAUCGCCGAUAUCGAUGGCGAAGAAUUGACGGAAGAGGUCUACCCAACCCUGGCGAUUCGAUAUCAAAGGUGUUUCUUAAGCGAGGUCGAGCUGAUGAGGAUAGCUCGACUUAGAGACGUCCACCUAGAUCUCUGUCAGAUCUGUCGAAGCGUUUCGGAUUAUUACUCCAUCCCGACAUUGUUUAAUGUAGGGUAUUACGUCUUCGCGUUGGUGUACAAUGCGUACUACAUAGUCAGUCCCAUAAUCCAUCUGAAGGACUCCCCUAGUGCAGAAGUCGUUAUCAACGUCUUGUCGUGGGCGUUCAUCGCCCUCGUUUCCAUUACUUUCCUGUCCUCCAGCAUCAGCACGACCGUUGGAAAGAUGCACGAAACUGCAAACGUCGUCAACAAGGUUUUGGCGAACACAGUGAACCAGGAUGCCAGAAUUGAGCUGCAACAAUUCUCCCUGCAAUUGCUGCACCGGAACACGACGUUCACCGCAUGUGGGAUGUUCUCGUUGGAUCGCACACUCGUGCAAUCGGUAAUCGCAACCACGAUUACUUACCUGAUGAUCUUCUUCAACACGAAAGACGGAAUUCGCGCCGCUGGCGGAUGCAACUGCACUUUUCCAAACUCAUCGCUGGACAUUUUCGAAGAAUAGGACAAUUGGCAG
Molecule: messenger RNA, 1290 nt
Organism: Orussus abietinus
Lineage: Eukaryota; Metazoa; Arthropoda; Insecta; Hymenoptera; Orussidae
Product: putative gustatory receptor 28a
Exons: 4
Coding region: 1-1278 (425 amino acids)
Biological process (GO): sensory perception of taste
Cellular component (GO): membrane; dendrite; axon
Source: RefSeq, a predicted model, not a curated record